CCCUGCCCUGCCUGAGUUUGCAGUUGAGUGCGCCAGGGCAGCACGGCUGGAUUAUAUAACUUUAAUGUACUCACGGGUUUAAUGGCGCAAGAAUAGAAUAUUACGCCACAGAUCAGUGGAUUCAUUGCGGAAUUAUAGUGAAGUCGGAUGCGAGAUAAAGAAAUGGAUCAGGGUGGACUAAAGCGCAACGGUAAUCAAGACGACAGCCUGACAUUUGGCAUGACAGGAGCUGGAGUAGGCAGAGAUACGAAUAACACAGCUGGUUCACGGCUCCAGUCUGCAACGCACAUGUCUGGCCCCGGGUCUCUGCCUCAGCCCACAGUGGCCCCAAAUGGACAGGGUGAAACCAAAGACCAGAGGGAGCUUGGAGGCCUUUUUGAGUCCCCUCAGCAUCAUGUCCUGUGUGAGGGGUCAGACAUAGAGGAGGGUAAAACCAUCAAAAUGCAGAAACAACAUCAGGAUAUUGAUGUUUUCAACAUGGAGGACAACUUGCCGUUGUUGAAACAGAGUAUUUCCGAUCUCAAUCAGAUGUCCACCUCUGUCAUCAGCACCUCAGUCUCCUCCAUCCUUGGCAACCUCCCUCUGCCCAACCUUUUUUCCCAGCACAUCAAGCAGGAGGGGGAUUUUUCUCUGGAUAAAGACUUGGGAACUUACAGCGGACACACAGUCGCUGUUCCGUGUGAUUUGGAUGGCAACAGCAGUGGCCUAAUUGAGGAUCCCGAGAUUUGGCAAGACCUGGACCUUUCAAAUUCUCUGCCGGAAAUCAGUGAUUUUGAGUUGGUUUCAGAAGUGGAACACUUGGAUAACCUCCUAAAUUACAGCAGGGGCGGUGGUGGUUCGGUCAGUGGCUUGAUAAAGGAAACCAAGCCUCUUGUGGGUAAUGGAGUUAACUGUACCAAUGUGAAUGGCACGGGCCAGCAGCAGCACCCCCUACACCAGCAGCACCACCUUCUACAGCACCAGCAACAUCAGCUUCACCAUCAGCAGCAGCCGGCAUCACUUCUCUCCAACGUUAUGAUUAAGGAAGAGAAGGAUCCAGACGACUCUUUCACCCACAUCCGUACACCCGGUGUUGUGAAACUGGAGAAGCAGGACAGCGCUGGUUUCUGCCAGUCGCAGUGUCUCCAGAGCAGCAUGAGCUCUCUCCGUGGAGGAGGUGCCAUGCCCUCGUCUAUGGCCCUCAGUGCAGGACCUAGCUACCACUACAGAGCCAACCCGUCCUCCACAGUUUCCCGACAAGACCAGGAGCCUUUUGGCAUUUACCCAAACCUCCCUCUGGUGGGGGAGGACUGGGCCAGGAGCAACCGGUUUGGAGAGUCGUCCGGGUUACAGAGGGGUGACGAUGGGAUACCCUCCGCCGCAGCCGUGGCAAAUUUUUCUGUCAGCUUCUCCAGCUUGUCAACCAGCAGUUCUGUAGUGCCGAGCCAAUCCAAACCCAGUGGGCAGACGCAAAAGAUCUGUUUGGUGUGUUCAGACGAGGCCUCUGGGUGCCACUACGGGGUUGUAACCUGCGGCAGCUGCAAAGUGUUCUUCAAGAGGGCCGUCGAAGGAUGGAGAGCACGACAAAACACAGAUGGACAGCACAACUACCUGUGUGCAGGGAGAAAUGACUGCAUCAUUGAUAAGAUCCGGAGGAAGAACUGUCCAGCCUGCCGCUUCAGGAAAUGUCUUCAAGCUGGAAUGAACUUGGAAGCGAGGAAAAACAAGAAGAUGAAAGUGCCCCCCCACCCAUCCCCAGUCGUCCCCACCAUGCUGUCUAUGCUUAAGGCCAUCGAGCCGGCGGUCAUAUACUCGGGCUAUGACAGCACACUGCCUGACACCUCCUCGCGGCUGAUGACCACUCUCAACAGGCUGGGGGGACAGCAGGUCAUCUCUGCAGUCAAGUGGGCCAAGUCCUUGCCAGGUUUCCGCAACCUGCACCUGGAUGACCAGAUGACAUUGCUGCAAUGCUCCUGGCUCUUCCUCAUGUCUUUCAGUCUCGGUUGGAGGUCCUAUGAGCAGUGUAACGGUACCAUGCUGUGCUUCGCCCCUGAUCUUGUCAUCAACAAAGAACGUAUGAAGUUGCCCUUCAUGAACGACCAGUGUGAGCAGAUGCUGAAAAUCUGUAAUGAGUUUGUCAGACUGCAGGUGUCCUACGACGAGUACCUGUGCAUGAAGGUCCUGUUACUGCUCAGUACAGUACCAAAAGAAGGCUUGAAGAGCCAGACAGUGUUUGAUGAGAUCAGGAUGAUGUACAUCAAGGAGCUGGGAAAAGCCAUUGUCAAGAGAGAGGAGAAUGCUAGUCAGAACUGGCAGCGUUUCUACCAGCUAACUAAGCUACUGGACUCCAUGCAGGAGAUGGUCAAGGGUCUUCUCCAGAUCUGUUUCUACACCUUUGUGAAUAAAACCUUCAGUGUGGAAUUCCCGGAGAUGCUGGCAGAGAUCAUCACCAACCAGAUACCAAAAUUCAAAGAUGGGAGCGUCAAGCCUCUUCUGUUUCAUCAGAAAUGACUGCCUUAAACUGUGAAGCAAUGCCUUAAAUCCUGCCCUGCCCUGCCCGUGUACCUCUCUGGGGCCCCGAGCUUUCGCCCCAGGCCCUAAGCCUUUGCUUGUCCUGCCCCCCCAUCACAAUCAAGUCCUCUGUUUUCCCAGGCCCUCUUUAGGAGUUCUGCCAUGCCCAUCCAAGCCUCAGCCAUUCAGCCUUAUCAUGGAGCACAAUACCUGUGGCCUCACACCUCCCAAUCUGGUCCCAGGUUCGGAGGAAUUUUGAUUAAACACCCUACCACCGACCUGUAGCCCUUCGUCAUGACUAAACAUGAAGAAAUUGUUCUCCAGGGAAAAUGUGUUGGCUCUGAAUGUCCUGUGGGCAGGAUGCAUUCUAUUUUUUUAUUUUUCUAGCCCCUCCAACGUCCAGGGCCCUGUCCUCAGGUUUCUAAUGCUGUUUAUUUUGUUGGCCGCCUGCUUCUUACUCUCUCCUAAAUCCAGUGUUCUAUUGCUGUUUUUACUAACAAGCCAACACCCUCAACAUGACACCUUAUAUACUGUCCAACUUGCUGGAUUAGAAACCUAUUGAAGCUCCUUCCAAGUUCAAGCCUACUGUACCUCUGCUCACCUGCUCCGCUUGUGUACGUUUGCCCUUCCUAGCUCCAGUUUGCAGAGAAUGUAGUGAGUGUUCACUUGUUGUGGUUUCCAGAGGACUGUUGGUGAUGAAGGGGAUAAACAAAAACACAACAAAAUUGGAAAAAUGUUUUAUUCUGGAACCGAGGACAUAAAGGACUAACAGUUUUCAGCUGUGAAUUAGUUAUCAUUUCUGAAAUUAUAUGCAUCAGAUUCAUUUACCUGACCAAUGGAAAAGACGCUCUAGGAAUGUAUUCAUUUAUUUUAUGCAGACACGCAUUUUUGACCACACAUGCAAAAGUCACGCUAACACACACACACAAACAUUCAAAGUAUUCACAGACACAUUUACUCAACAUAACAUUUACACGGGAUGUAACUGAGAAGGGAAAAACAGUGCCUUUUAGCUAUUAAUGCUCUUCAUAGCCAUUCUGUCUGAACAGUGUUUUUUUGCAUAAGAAUCUAACUUUGAUAUAUUGCUUCUGUUUUAGUUUUUCCACGCUGGCAGCUUUCUCUCCAAGCAGCCGUUUUUUUUUUGUCCUGAUCCCCAGACAUGCAUGUAAGGAAGACCUAAGGAAGCCUAUGUUACAGAUUUGAAAUGCAUAGAGCAGUUUUAAAUAGCUUAAUUACACAUUUUCAAAUUCACUGAAAAAAGACAGGGAAAGUAUAAAACAAAAAAGGCUGUUCAUGCCCCAAAACACAUUUUAUGUGUCUCUUUUUCUCAUGUAGAGUAUAUAUUUGAUAUAUACACACACACAUACAAUAUAUAUAUAUAUAUAUAUAUAUAUAUACAUACAUAUAUAGUGCAUCUCCCAAAAAGUAUCAGAUUGUUACACAAAGUUACAGUACCCAGAUUACAUCAACACAUAUAAUGUUAAAUUCACAUCCAAAUACUUUAACAAGUUUAUAAGAAAGUGCAACCACAUUGGUGCUAAAUGGACACUACUGGAAACAAACCAGGCUCUUCUGAUGUUUUGUAGUAUUUCAGGGCAAAAUGACUGACUUAAAGAUAUUUUUAGAUCUCGGGAUAAUCAGUUGUUAAUUGGAAUCAAAUUUGUUUACAAACUUUUCAGAUGCAAACGCACAUAUGGGUUUUCUAAAACUAAAUUGCCUUUGACAGAAAUAUCCAAGGCGUCUGUACAUUAAUAGAUAGCCCUAAUGAUUCAAGCAAACCUGGCCUAAAGUUAAAAUCGUCCUUUCAUUAACAGCUGUUUUUAUGCCAAGGUUCUAGUUUAGUUAAUGGUUUCAUACAACUUACUUUAAAAUGGGGAUUUACCUGGCCAAUCCCAGUAAUGUCAAAUGGGAAUAUAAAUUAUUUCAUGGUGCGUGUUGUAACCAACAGGAAAAAUAGACUGGUCGGAUUAUCAAAAUUGGUACCAUGAACAUAUGUAGUACUCCUAAAAGAUAAACAAAAACACAUAUAUGUGACAAAAGAAUGUUUUCACUCAAAAUAUCAUUUUAGAUAAAAUAUACCUUUUAAUCUUCACUUCAAAUUGUUUGCACAGGAAGAAGGGUUAAUAAUUUGUUGAGCUCAACAUGGCUGAAAGGGUAAUUAAAUAUAAAUACAUACAUACAUACAUACAUACAUCUCAUAUACAUUUGUUUUUUUUAUAUGAGAUGUAAAAAUAGAUACACCCAUAAUUGAUGGAACAAUAUUUCACCUCCUAAAUUGUUAUAAUUUUGGAAGAAGAUGCAGUUUGAUCCCAAGAAUUUGUGAAUCAGUGCUCGGGCUAUGAGUGACUUCAUUACUUGGAUGUAUUCCACUAGUGCCAAAUGUUAUAUCAAGAGUUUAUGUCUUUUCCUGGAGAUGUAAAACAGUAAUUAUUCAGACAUUAGUUGUUGUUUUUUUUGUAAUUUUGAUUGAGAGUGCUCAUUUAUGAGAAGGAUCUUUGUUCAGUGUCACACCUACACCAGCUUAAAAGUACUGAUUGUUAUCAUCCAAGUUAAGUGUAUGAUUGAUGAUUUUUGUUGUUGAGAUGCACAAAAUAUUGUAUUUCUUAUAUUGCAAAGUAAGCAGUAAUUUAGUUAACACUUAAUAUGAAAAUGAUGUUUGUAAAGCAAAGUAUACUAACAGUGCAGUUGUAUAUUGCCCCCCCUCUCCCCUCCUACGUUGACCUAAGUAUUUCUUGUAACUGCCAGGCCCCUCUGCGUAAAUUUUCUACCAUACAGAUUUUCAACCAUUUACCCUGAAUGGUAUUCAUCCCUCCACAGCGAAUAACUCUGAACGGCAGUUAACAGACCACGUAGCAGGUUGUCAUAGAGAUCGGUCAUAUGUGUUACUUAACAGCACAGUAGACUCUGGACGCAUACAAGCCACUGUUCAAUAAGAGCCAUGAUGUUUUUAAUCAGCCAUUCUGCCAAAGGAUGGCCACUCACUGCAGGGUUGUUUCUUGUACACUGCAGGCUUUCAGCUUCACUCGCUAACUCAGCUUCGUGGGGAUUGAUGGCGCUCACAUCAAUGUUGAUUUUUCUAGGGAAAAUUUGACUCAACUGUCUGUUUUAUUUGGAUGACUUUUGCAUACAGUAAUACAGUUGUUUUCCAGGUGGUGGUGCUUCAGAAAACCAGCUUUAAUGUGUAGACGUAACCAUAUCCCUGCUCAUUUCUAAAUGGCCAUAGGUGUACAUAGGAGCGCCGACAUAUCCAGUGCAAUGUAAACAGCGUCUAUUAUUACAAAAUAUUUUUACAUGGACAUAACCUCUAUAUACAUUUUUCUCUUUUACCUUUCAACUACAUGUAAAGGCCUUGUGAAAGGGAGACAGAGAGCCAUAGAAAUUCAAAUCAGGAAAUGGAAAAACCCUUAACAAAUAUCACUGCUUUUAGAGAUUGAUCUAUUGUAAAAAAUGAAAAAUAAAUAAAAAGACAAUAUUUUCUGCGAUUUUGAAUACAUCAGUUUGAUCCUCUUUGAUAUGAAUAAUUUUACCCAAUCCUUUUUGUACAUUGAACGAGUCAAGAAAGUAAAUAUUUUUCUGUUUGUUUGAUAAAGUUAGAUGUAUUGAAUACGUUAGAAAGUGUUGAAGAUGUUUGUCUUGUGAAGUAAAUGUAAAUUCUACGAGUCAAUGGGAAAGUCUAUAUGAAUGCGCACUGUUUUAAAGUUUUAAGGAAAGGAUGGGGAGGGAAGGAUGAAAGGUGUCUCACUAACUGGAGGAGGUUAUUGCAUUAUAUAAGAGUGACCAAAGCUGAGGAGAGAAAAAAAGAAUUAACAUCAAAAAGAAGUAUUCAAGCAGUUACAUUUUAAGUAGCACUUAUUAUCCAACUUCUAGUACUUCUUUUUUUUUAUUUGAAAAGUAUCUUUUGUAAAGGUCCAGGCUUUGAAUCCCAUGUAUAUUGUAGUGAGGAUUUACUGGUCACUUUAAAAUAGAAAAAACAAAAAAAAGUUGAAUCUCCAUGUGAAAGCAAAUCUACCAGAGCUUGACGGAAUUGCACUACCAUCAUACUGGUUGAUAGUCUAUUUUGUAUAAAAUACAUGCAAAUAUUAUCUUUAAAGAUUAAGGGCAGACCAUGGUUCACUGGUACAUAUAUGGCUAUGACUUUCAUUGAAGUCUGUUUUGUUCGUAUUUCAGUUAUGUAAAUGUAAUCCAAUGUAAAAACAAACAAAAAGUAUAAAACGUUUGUUUAAAAAAAAACAAAAAAAAACAAUAGUUUGUUUUACUCUUCUGUAGUCAGUGUCAAUAUUUUCACCUAUUUGAUUAAGUGUUGAAUUACGUUAUCUGUGUUGUUCUUUGACAUUGGAUUUGGCAUUGUGUUGGUAACAACUUGGAUGAUGUUUGUGUCAUCAGAAGAACUGAUUUAUCAACAUCUUACACAAUAAAGUUUUCUGUUUUUCA
Etheostoma spectabile (orangethroat darter) is the source of this 6921-nucleotide messenger RNA. Its product is annotated as glucocorticoid receptor. Gene Ontology annotation, molecular function: zinc ion binding; steroid binding; sequence-specific DNA binding. Lineage: Eukaryota; Metazoa; Chordata; Actinopteri; Perciformes; Percidae. Gene Ontology annotation, biological process: regulation of DNA-templated transcription; nuclear receptor-mediated glucocorticoid signaling pathway. The record is from RefSeq and is a predicted model, not a curated record. The coding region runs from base 148 to 2490 and encodes 780 amino acids. The transcript is spliced from 10 exons. Gene Ontology annotation, cellular component: nucleus.